Molecule: messenger RNA, 2204 nt
Organism: Lepus europaeus (European hare)
Lineage: Eukaryota; Metazoa; Chordata; Mammalia; Lagomorpha; Leporidae
Gene: TM9SF1
Product: transmembrane 9 superfamily member 1
Exons: 6
Coding region: 227-2047 (606 amino acids)
Biological process (GO): protein localization to membrane
Cellular component (GO): membrane
Source: RefSeq, a predicted model, not a curated record
GUGAUCCAGAGGCGGCGGCUGCGGGGCGCCUCAGAUUCUCCCGGGCACAACAGGGGUGCGCGUCCUGGCAGCCCGGGCUCGGCCAAGGAGCCACCCCGGGAAAGCGCGCCGGCAUCCGCAGCAGCGAGACUGCGAGCCUCCAGGACCGGAGCUUUCCGCCGGGCUGAGGUCCCCGCCGGCCAGGGCGGAAGUGGAGUCCCUCAGAACAGGUCCUGCGGAUUUAAGGAUGACAGUCCUAGGGUACCCUCGACGUUGGAGCUGCCAGUGGUUGCCAUUCCUGAUCCUGCUGCUGGGUACGGGCCACGGGCCAGGAGUGCAUGGCGUGACACACUACAAAGCCGGCGACCCUGUCAUUCUGUAUGUCAACAAAGUGGGACCCUACCAUAACCCUCAGGAAACUUAUCACUACUAUCAGCUCCCCGUCUGCUGCCCUGAGAAGAUUCGUCACAAAAGCCUUAGCCUGGGUGAAGUGCUGGACGGGGACCGCAUGGCCGAGUCUUUGUAUGAGAUCCGCUUUCGGGAGAACGUGGAGAAGCGAGUCCUGUGUCACAUGCAGCUCAGCUCUGCACAGGUGGAGCAGCUGCGCCAGGCCAUUGAGGAACUGUACUACUUUGAGUUUGUGGUAGAUGACCUGCCAAUCCGUGGCUUUGUGGGCUACAUGGAGGAGAGUGGAUUCCUGCCACACAGCCACAAGAUAGGACUCUGGACUCAUUUGGACUUCCACUUAGAAUUCCACGGGGAUCGAAUCAUAUUUGCCAACGUCUCAGUGCGGGAUGUGAAGCCCCACAGUUUGGACGGGCUGCGGUCUGACGAGUUGCUAGGCCUCACCCACACGUACAGCGUACGCUGGUCGGAGACUGCAGUGGAGCAUCGGAGCGACAGGCGGCGUGGCGACGACGGCGGCUUCUUUCCCCGGACGCUGGAAAUCCAUUGGUUGUCCAUCAUCAACUCCAUGGUGCUCGUGUUUUUGCUGGUGGGUUUUGUGGCUGUCAUUCUAAUGCGUGUGCUUCGGAAUGACCUAGCCCGAUACAACUUGGACGAGGAGAGCACCUCAGGAGGCUCUGGUGACGAUUUUGACCAAAGUGACAAUGGCUGGAAAAUUAUCCAUACGGAUGUCUUCCGUUUCCCUCCAUACCGUGGUCUGCUCUGUGCUGUGCUUGGCGUGGGUGCCCAGUUCCUGGCUCUUGGCACUGGCAUCAUUGUCAUGGCGUUGCUGGGCAUGUUCAAUGUGCACCGUCACGGGGCCAUUAACUCGGCAGCUAUCUUGUUGUAUGCCCUGACCUGCUGCAUCUCUGGCUACGUGUCCAGCCACUUCUACCGGCAGAUCGGAGGCGAGCGUUGGGUGUGGAACAUCAUUCUCACCACCAGUCUCUUCUCUGUGCCUUUCUUCCUGACAUGGAGCGUGGUGAACUCGGUGCAUUGGGCCAACGGCUCGACACAGGCUCUGCCGGCCACCACCAUCCUGCUGCUUCUCACGGUUUGGCUGCUGGUGGGCUUUCCCCUCACUGUCAUUGGAGGCAUCUUCGGGAAGAACAACGCUAACUCCUUUGACGCACCUUGUCGCACCAAGAACAUCGCCCGGGAGAUCCCACCCCAGCCCUGGUACAAGUCUACUCUCAUCCACAUGACUGUUGGAGGCUUCCUGCCCUUCAGCGCCAUCUCCGUGGAGCUGUACUACAUCUUCGCCACAGUGUGGGGUCGGGAACAGUACACGCUGUACGGCAUCCUCUUCUUUGUCUUCGCCAUCCUGCUGAGCGUGGGGGCCUGCAUCUCCAUCGCGCUCACCUACUUCCAGCUGUCGGGCGAGGACUACCGCUGGUGGUGGCGCUCGGUGCUCAGCGUCGGCUCCACCGGCCUCUUCAUCUUCCUCUACUCGGUCUUCUACUACGCCCGCCGCUCCAACAUGUCUGGGGCGGUGCAGACAGUGGAGUUCUUUGGCUACUCCUUGCUCACUGGCUACGUCUUCUUCCUCAUGCUGGGCACCAUCUCCUUCUUUUCCUCCCUGAAGUUCAUCCGUUACAUCUACGUAAACCUCAAGAUGGACUGAGUGCGGCUCUUCUCUCCCUCUCUCCCUGCCCCCCACCUCCUCGCAGCUUCUCUUCUGAGCGAGAGACGGAACUGAAUGAUGGUAUUGUCGCCUUCCCCCUUGUCUGUGGGCCUGCCUUUCCCAGAGCGGGCCCGGAAAUUACAAAUCUCUGAUUACA